AUGGGUAAAUGGACUCUGGAUUAUUACGAUGAGGUCCUGAACGCCAAAUUCAAAAGUCUUGUUUCCGGUGCCAUCACAAGGUCCGCUUUAGAGAAGGGCGAGCCCAAAAUCAGUUAUGAACGCUUUGUGGACGAAUUGGAUACAGGUGAUUCAUUUACGACCUCGGUUAUUGACUGUUUGGUCAAGGAAGUGGCAGAUCGCAGCUCUCGUCCAAAAAGCGAACGCAAUGCCGUCGCUCAGCAAACCACUAGAAGCCUUCGUCAAAUUAUAUCUGCUUCACGAUUAGGCUCAAGUCGAGGGAGUGGACGACACAACAGAAUUUUUGGCUUGAGCGACUUCCUCACCUCUGAUGCAGACAACAACUCCUCUGGAGAUGAGCUCGCUCAGUUGGACUCGGCUGAGGGUGCUCGGGUCAAUUCGGAAUUAUUUGAUGCUUACGACGCUGGAACGAGCAAUAUGUCUUUCCCGUUUCUCAGACGCUCUAGUCCAGAUCCUAUACCAAAUCAGAGAGGAUCUCCUAGCCAUGGCACUACCCCUGUGAUACCUACAUCCUCUUCACCGCGCACUCUCAGAGGUGUUAGCCUGUCACGACAACCUUCGAUACGCAGACUUCGUCGUUCUCGAGUCGUUGACUUCAAUGAAUAUACCAGUCAUCGUAGGAAUAGUUAUCGAGACACUCUGCUCGGUCGCUUGGAACAGGAAGGUUCACCCACCUCUGAAGGUACACCCGACCUUAUGCCAAUACCCACACGCCGAUUCUUUCCUGCUACCCAUCGUGAGGAAUCGCCCGAAUCGGACGAGUCAAGGUUAUCUGUUAUUCUAGGUAUCAACCCAACCUUACUCGUACCCUCUUCCUCUCGACAACGCGACACCGAAACAAGCGACGAGCGAGCGACGCAGUUGAUACGCCUCGGUGUUUUCCCUACGCCUACACCUGGAUCCGGAUCACCAUCUCGGUCGCCUCCAGUAGAAACGUCUGAAACAAUUCGGCCAUUUACCCCCUCACUCCCUUCUGUUGAUCAUGAAAAUGACGUUCCGCUUUCUGCUGCAGAAGGGGUGGCUGCAUACCCUACCCCCCGCACCGUCCCUGAUGAAAUCAUCUAG
Molecule: messenger RNA, 1104 nt
Organism: Marasmius oreades (fairy-ring Marasmius)
Lineage: Eukaryota; Fungi; Basidiomycota; Agaricomycetes; Agaricales; Marasmiaceae
Exons: 4
Coding region: 1-1104 (367 amino acids)
Source: RefSeq, a predicted model, not a curated record